Messenger RNA from Penicillium diatomitis, 2817 nucleotides. RefSeq lists its product as uncharacterized. The coding region runs from base 1 to 2817 and encodes 938 amino acids. Lineage: Eukaryota; Fungi; Ascomycota; Eurotiomycetes; Eurotiales; Aspergillaceae. The record is from RefSeq and is a predicted model, not a curated record. Gene Ontology annotation, molecular function: DNA binding. The transcript has a single exon.
AUGGCGCCUGCCUCCUCAAGCCCAUUGACCGGGUACCCAACUGCAACCAGCUAUGGACAGUAUCCAGGCCAAUUUGCGCAACAAGCCUCUCCGGACUUUAUGACUCGUCCAGACUUUAUGGCGCGCAGUUCAGAUCCCAUGGCUCUGCAAAAUCUCCAGCGGGGUUAUCAAAACCCCAUGACCCAUGUUCGUGGAGCAACGGGAAUCGGUCCGUCUACGGGCAUCAGCCAGGGUCAUGGCAUGGGGAUACCCUCACCGCAGCAAUCUCUGAAUCGUCUUCCCCAUGCAAAUCUUCAGCAAAGGGACACCCAUACCUCAGCAAGUCCUUCCAUGGCUAGUACCUCGAUGUUUGCCUUGAAUCAACAGCAGAGGCAGUCAUCGCAGCCCCAACCUCAAUCGCCGCAACAAAAUCAGCAGCAGCUGCACCAGGUUUAUCAACAGAGACAUCACCAGCAGCAGCAACAAUACCAGCAGCAGCAAUAUCAGCAACAGUAUCAGCAGCAGCAGGAGCGUCUCCAACAGCAGCAGAGACUCGAGCAGCAGAGAUUAGAGCAGCAACGCCUGGAGCAGCAGAGACAAGAGCAGCAGCGACUAGAGCAACAACGGCUCGAACAACAACGAUUGGAGCAACAGCGACUUGAGCAACAGAGGCUUGAGCAACAGAGGCUCGAGCAGCAAAGGCUGGAGCAGCAGAGGCUUGAACAGCAAAAACUCGAACAGCAGCGAAUCGAACAGCAACGCCUGGAGCAACAGCGGCUGGAGCAGCAAAAGCAACAGGAGAAGCUGGAACAGCAAAAACGUCUCGAGCAGCAGCGCUUAGAGCAGCAAAGGCUGGAACAGCAGCGCCUCGAGAAACAACGGCUGGAACAACAGCGUUUGGAGCAGCUGGAAAAGCAACGCUUGGAGCAGCAACGUCUCGAACAACAAAGGCAGGAGCAACAGAGGCAAGAGCAGCAACAGAAGGAACAGCAGAGGCAAGAGCAGCAACGACUCGAGGCACAAAGAUCACACCAUCAGCAACGCCUGGAGCAGCAACAAAGGUUCGAACAAGAAAAGAAACAGCAGAUGGAGCAACAGCGCCUCCAAAAGCUGCAGCAGCAAACGAUGGCCCACAAUCCGUACCAGCAACAACAGUCUCCUUUCAGCCAACAUACCCAAAUUCCGUUCCACCAGUAUCAACCUCAUGCUCAAACCCAAAAUCAAUACACGCAGCAGCCGCAACCCCAAUUUACCCAGCCAGCUCAGCAGCCUCAAUUCACACAGCCAGCUCAGCAGACUCAGUUCCAGCAUUAUAAGCCGCCUACUCAAUCUACCAGCGAGAAGAAUUCUCGUGCUGCCCAAUCGAGUGCUUCUUCCGCGUCUGCUCCUAACGGCAAUGUUACAAUCAAGCACGAGAACCCGAGUCCUAAACCUAAAAAGAAGUCAAAGCCUCGCCAGUCCGCUGCUGCCCAGGCGAAGGCCCAAAACGCUUCCCAGCCUCAGGCCCAAGCCCCGGCUUCGGGGCAAGCCCAGAUUCAGGCCCAUGCCCAACAGCCUGCUAUGUCUCAGCCACAAGCCCAGUCUAUGCCAAAUGUGACUGCUCCACCUGCUGCAAUUUCAACCAAUGUGUUGAGCGCAAACCAGCAAAUGCCGACAACAGCUCAGCCUGUUCCUGGCCCUGCAGCUGAUGGGACCGAUUCCACUGUGGCAACUCCUCUGAAGCGCAAGCGCGGACGCCCACGUAAGGAGGAAGUUGCAGCCAGACAUGCCGCAGCGGUGGCUGCGGCGUUAGCUGCUGGUCUCCCUCCACCCGAGCCUGGACAACCCUUCAAUGUGAAUGCUCCAGGUACUUACCCUCAAAUGACGAUCGGUCCAGAUGGAAAACCGCAGCUUCCGAAGCGCAAACGUGGUCGCCCCCGCAAGGCUGAUCAGAUUGCCUGGGCGCAGAUGACUGGUCAGCCCCUGCCACCACCUAAACCAAGAAAGCCACCUGCUGCCCCCAAGAAGAAGCCAGGUACUGGUCGUCCCCGUGGCCGACCACGCAAAGCAGAUGCCGCGGCGGCAGCCGCUGCCAAGGCAGCAGCGGCAGCGGCAGCAGCUUCAGGCGAAGGUGCUCAGGAUGGUGAUCAAGCUCAAGCAGAUGGUGGCGCUCCGUCGAACAGUCGUUUAGACGCAACCGGAGCUCAAAAGCGAUCAGCGCCGACUGAUGACGACCCACGAACGCGACCUGGCCCGACACCUCCGUAUCCACAACAGGGUCAAAUUCAAGGUCAAGUCCAGGGUCAGCAACAAACACCACAGCUGGCUGCUCAAGCCCAGGUACCCCCGCAAAACAAUCAUGUAUUCUCGAUGCAGCAGCAGCAGCACCACCACAAUGGUCUUACACAGACCCAGCGUCUUGCGCAAACGGGUCAGCACAUGGGUCAGCACAUGGGUCAGCAAGCGGGUCAGCAACUUCAGCAACAUUCUCAGGGUCAGCAGCUUCCUCUGCAAAGUGGCCAUGCGAUGCCAUUACCGCCUCACUUGCAGAUGCAUCAACAAGGGGGUCUCCAUGCUGCUCGACCAACACAGAACCAUCCGUACCUGCAGAAUCAGAUGCCUUCGUUGCAAUCUCCGAUGCAACAGCCACCGAUGCAGCUCCCGCAGCCUACUAAUGGGCAUUCAUCUCAUCAAGGCCAACAGCCGGCGCAACCUCAGACACAGGCUCAGAUGAUGCAGGGACAACACUUUGGACCAGUCCGACCAACGCCGCAGCAUACCCGCGCUCCGCCACCCCCGGCACCCCAGCAUCAACAUCAGCACACCUUUCAAGUCCAGCUGCAACCUCAAACAACUUGA